Messenger RNA from Syngnathus typhle (broad-nosed pipefish), 3343 nucleotides. RefSeq names its product adaptor related protein complex 5 subunit beta 1 (gene ap5b1). Gene Ontology annotation, biological process: endosomal transport. Gene Ontology annotation, cellular component: lysosomal membrane; AP-type membrane coat adaptor complex. Bases 500 to 3289 code for a protein of 929 amino acids. The transcript has 3 exons. NCBI's taxonomy places the organism in Eukaryota, Metazoa, Chordata, Actinopteri, Syngnathiformes, Syngnathidae. The record is from RefSeq and is a predicted model, not a curated record.
UACCCACAAUCCGUUGCGAAUUUCAGCCAAAAUAGUGGGAGACUGGCGACGUACGCUAAACUCUUCUUGUGCCCCAAAAAAUCAAACAUGCCUUUUGAAGUGUCGACAUCGAAUUACCACAUUGUACAUUCCCAUUUUUUACAAAUGGGAGUGACUAACCUACCUACCUACCUUUUUAAAGGCAGUCAAACGUACGUAUAUUGUCCAAUCCUAGUUACCGUCAACUAGCGACCUUUUACAAAUAGUGCCUAAGGGGACACCUAGCCCGUGGUUUCACUUUCUGACUGCUUUGACUUCUUUCUAUGUAUGUUGGCUAACACGGGUCCAACACGCACGGCGUCAAAUCGAUGAGGAACAAAAAAGCAAAGCCGUGCACUUGCAUGCGAGUAUUUGGACAGGAAGGACCGCAGUAGUGGGAGCUGUCUCGAAGGACAGAACGCCGCGACAAACAUUGAACCAUUUGAAGGGUGCAGGCAGAGGAUUUUUAAGCCUAACACCAAUGGCGGUCAACUGGCAGGCGACCAUUUGCGACUUUUUCCGUAGUCCCUCCCGAUUUGUCUCGUCCAAAUCGGCGGAUGUUUUCCUGGCGGAGUUGCUCCACGAGCUCCGCAAUGACAGAGUUCCCAACGGUGUCAAGGUCCAUCUGCUGGCCCCGCUAUGCGAGCAACCGGCACUCCUGUGUCCCACGCUCUCUGCUGGCGAAGAGACGGUCCUGGAGCUCCUGUCGGUCUUUGCCCACUGUCGCCUUCCGUGCGUUCCAUUUCGCAGCAGCCUCCUCGUCGCUCUGACUUCGGUCCUCAUCUGUAGCUCUUGCGUGAGCACCAAAGUCCGCGUCUGCGUGGACUUUCUGGAUCUGCUCCUUCAGAUAGCGCAGGACACGUCCGCCUCGCACGCUGACGCUGCUCUUCUCUUGCGAGGCGUAGCGUGCGAAUGCCUCCGAGAGCUGGAGACGUGCCGCCCCGGCCUUCUGUCCCAGCGCCUGGAGCUCAUAGGGGAGCUUUGGAGCAAAGAAAACUCAAGACUUCAUCAGCCGUACGCCAGACUAAAUAGUUUGGUGUUGAAAAAUGCUGUUUACCGGCUCGCCGUGGAUCCCGGCUCAGGGAACGACGAUCUCAAAUUACUGUUGGGGGAGAAGGAGCGGGAGGCCGAGCGCCAAUGCCGUCCGACGGAUAAAGAGGCGGCCGCCUUCUCCUCCCUGGCGAUGGGAACAAUGCCUACUCUUCAGACUGGGCAAGACUGCAAGGAUUUGCGCACGGUGCUGUCCACCACCCUGGAGAACUCUUUCCUUUUGACUCCACCGUGUCAGGCGGAAGUUCUCCGCACACUGGUGCAGGUUGUCGCCAUGGUGCCUGUCGUUCGACCGUCCAUAUUUCGAGCUCAGCUUCUGCGUCUGCUCGGAACCGGCCAGGUUUGCCUUCUUCAUGUUACUCUGCUGAUGAAGUGCGCGUACACGGACAGCCUGUUCAGCACCGACGACGAGGCCUUCGUCCUGCGACGCUUAGUGCUUCUCUCCCAGCAUCCUCUGCUGAGUAAAGCAGAGCAACUUUUCUUUCUGGACUGCAUGCUGCAUUUUCCUGAGAACAGGCCGAUUGGCUGCGGAAUCGGUGUGGAAAGUCUGCCCGUGCUGCUAACGCCCCAAUUGGCGUACCCGCUCUGGCCCGCCGUACUCCACGAUGACGCGACUAUGCUGGCCCGCUUCAAUCUGCUUUUGCUGCUACACCAGGAGGAGGGCGAAAGAGACGGCGACGGAGAGGAAGGCGCCACCGGUCUGGUCCUCCUCUACCAACACCUCGGCUCGCUGCUCGACAUUGUGACAAGAGGACACGGUCCAAAGAUGGCGGUGGCCUUUUUCAGGGCACUUUUCCUUUUUCUUGUCUCUUUUUGCCACGUGCACAAAUUGGCCAACAGUCUGGCAGACCAACUGUGCGCACUUUACGGCCGCCGAAGCGACCUGGCUCUCCACCUUCUCAACUUGGCCGACCGGACUCGCGACUCCUUCCCCGAACGCGGUUGGUCGGCGAGACUCUGCGGAGCCUUGCAGCGCGUUAUCGUCGAGGCGCCGCCCGCCCAGUUCACCGUAACGGACCUCCGUUGGCACUUGAAGGUGCUGGCGCGGGUGGCAGAGGAAGGGCACCUCUCGCAGCUGAGCACGCUGCGGCUCCUCGCCGACGUCACCCUUUGGCCUCGGGUGUGCACGAGCGCCGACUGGCGUCUGGGAAACGGCGUGCUGCGCAUUUGCCGGCGCUUGAUGGCGCAUCCCGGCCUGGACGCGUUACUUCCCUCUCUGGCCGACGUCCUGCAACAUCUCAUGCGUCACUACGGCGACGCGGACAUUGGAGAUCACGCCCGACUCUACUACAGCCUUCUGACGACGCUCUCCAAAGAGAAAUUGGCGGCGGGGAUGGCGACGCGGGCUUUGAGCGAGGAAGGAGCCAAUAAACACUCGCUCUCCUGCAUCGUGGCAGACACCGAGAGACUGACUAGCAUGCUAACUGUUCACCGGACGGACGAAGCCGCCUUCAGGCUGGCCGAGUCCGAAUAUCCCCAGCCGAGCCCCAGUGAGACGGAGGGCUGCUGCCCGCGAGCGGACGCAUACGGGCUUGCCGGACGGAAGCGGUCGCACCUCACCUUGAAGUACCAGCUCCAUCAUAGCGUGUCCAAGCUCUCCUGCUCGGAUCAGGUCUUCAGCCUCCACCUGCGCUUCAACUUCAGGGGCAGUCAUUACGAACAACUCUGCGACUUGAGCGUGCCCUGUCUUUUUCCAGAGAGAUUGGCUCCCGCGGUGGAGCUUCUAUUGAAGCCCCGCUUGGCCGUCCCCGUCACCCUGAGUGCCAGCGCUAUGUUCAGCACCGUCAAUGACCUUUCUUGGUAUACUGUACUGCCGGACAUCCACGUGUGUUUUCGGCAAGCCUUGUUGCCGUUGGCUGGGGGAACACUUAACAAGUUGCCUCUUUUUCAGGACCUUUGGGACCAAAUAAGUGAGGAAGAGCAAGCAGAUUAUGCUCGCGCCUUGUUUUGUUGCCAGCUGCAAGCACAAGAGCUGAGGUCCGCGGUGGAAAACCAGUUGCGCCCGUUCAUGAUACCAGAUUCAGCCAAGAAAGAUGAAUUCAAAUUGUUUUUUUUCAUUCCCCCACAAUUUCACAUCCUGCUGAAAAUCAUUUCACAAGAGGAUGCGGUCCAUUGCAGGAUCGCUACGGAUAACUGGCGGCUACUGCCUCAUAUCGGUUCUUUUCUUGCUAACCUAUUUACUAAGCCUUUGCCCAAAAAGGUCGCCGAGGUUUUGGUUUGACCUGAAAACUGUCACCAUAUAUUUUGCCCUCAAUAAAUUGCUUCAUGGAACUGA